CACUGUUAAAGGAAAAUUCUCUGAACGCAUUCUUUCGUAACCCUUACCCAUUCAGCCAAAAUACUGUCCCUCCCACAUGACCGACACAAUUUGCCUUUUGAUGCGGCCACAUCAGAAUUACACAAGCUUGCUGUUUUAUCUCCCGUUAUCUUCAUUUUUAAAGCCUUCGCCUUUUCGACCACUUUACCUCCUGCUUGUACAGAAUGACAUUCUCGAGGCUUAUCGGCAGACCUGCCAGUUGGCAGCCCUUGGUGCGCGGUCAAAAAGCGAGAACUUUUGCAAAGAUAGUAGGCGAGACGAGCCAUGGCAAGGUGCCUAUGUCAAAGUUUGAACAGAAUCGUUUCAUCGAUUAUAAGACGAUGGACGACCGGUUGCAGAUAGUACGAAGAAGACUGAACCGGCCACUGACGCUGUCUGAAAAAACCCUGUAUGGUCACCUGGACGAUCCUGAGCAUCAAGAAAUCGAACGAGGAAAGUCGUACUUGCUGCUUCGUCCAGAUCGUGUAGCUUGUCAGGAUGCCACUGCUCAAAUGGCUCUACUACAAUUUAUGUCAGCUGGCCUACCGUCUGUCGCGGUACCAACCACCGUACAUUGUGAUCAUCUGAUUGAAGCUGAAGUAGGUGGGGAAAAGGAUCUUCCUCGAGCUGUCAGCGCCAACAAGGAGGUCUAUGAUUUUCUGGCAACUGCAUCUGCCAAGUAUGAUAUUGGAUUUUGGAAACCAGGCUCUGGUAUCAUUCAUCAAAUCAUUCUUGAGAACUACGCCUUCCCCGGUGGUCUUAUGAUUGGUACAGAUUCGCACACUCCUAAUGCUGGUGGACUUGGUAUGGUCGCCAUUGGUGUUGGUGGCGCUGAUGCUGUGGAUGUAAUGGCCAACCUUCCUUGGGAACUUAAGUGUCCAAAAGUCAUUGGUGUUAAGUUGCAUGGCAAGAUGUCUGGAUGGACAUCAGCGAAAGACAUCAUUCUGAAGGUUGCAGGAAUUUUGACUGUCAAGGGUGGUACUGGAGCUAUUAUCGAAUACCAUGGACCUGGUACUGAAGCCAUCUCAUGUACUGGAAUGGGAACCAUUUGUAAUAUGGGUGCCGAAAUUGGUGCCACCACCUCCGUCUUUCCAUUCAACGACCGAAUGGCUGACUACUUGCGAGCCACCAAUCGUGAGAAUAUCGCGAACUAUGCCAAGCAAUAUAGCGAAAACCUACGACCGGACGAAAAUGCCCAGUACGACGAACUAAUUGAAAUUGAUUUGGACAAACUGGAACCUCAUAUUAACGGUCCGUUCACACCCGAUCUUGCCACACCUCUAUCCAAUUUCAAGAGCGCUGUGUUAGAAAAUAAUUGGCCAAAAGAAAUCAAGGUUGCCUUAAUUGGAUCAUGCACAAACUCCUCCUACGAAGACAUGUCCAGAGCUGCAUCCCUGGCUCGACAAGCUGUUGAUAAGGGUCUGAAAGUUAGAUCACAAUUCACUGUCACCCCUGGAUCUGAGCAAGUUCGUGCUACCAUUAAGCGAGACGGACAGAUGGACUCCUUUGUUGACGCUGGAGGAAUGGUACUAGCGAAUGCUUGCGGUCCUUGCAUUGGUCAAUGGAAGAGAACCGAUGUUCGAAAGGGUGAAAAGAAUUCCAUCAUAAAUUCAUACAAUCGAAACUUUACUGGCAGAAAUGACGCAAAUCCUGGAACCCACGCAUUUGUCACCUCGCCAGAAAUUGUCACUGCCAUGAGUUUUGCUGGAGACCUUACCUUCAAUCCCAUGACAGAUAGUCUCAUUGGUGCCGAUGGAAAGCCAUUCAAGUUUCAAGAACCUGUUGGUGAUGAGCUACCCUCGCUAGGCUUUGAUCCUGGCCAGGAUACUUACCAACCACCUCCUGAAGAACGCAGUCAGGUGGAUGUGAGCGUCGCUCCCAACUCACAGCGAUUGCAGCUUUUGAAACCAUUCGAUGAGUGGAAUGGUGAGGAUAUUAAGGAAGCACCAGUGCUUAUCAAAGUGAAAGGAAAAUGCACAACAGACCAUAUUUCCAUGGCAGGACCCUGGCUGAAAUAUCGUGGCCAUUUGGAUAACAUUUCCAACAAUAUGUUGAUUGGAGCUGUCAAUGCUGAAAAUGGCGAAACCAAUCAUGUUCGCAAUAUCCUCACCAACGAAUAUGAUACCGUUCCAGACACUGCCAGGCAGUACAAGGCUGAAGGUAUCAAGUGGGUUGUGGUAGGUGAUGACAACUAUGGUGAAGGUUCGUCUAGAGAGCAUGCAGCACUUGAGCCGCGCUUUUUGAACGGUGCUGCCAUUAUCACAAAGUCAUUCGCUCGCAUUCACGAGACGAAUUUGAAGAAGCAAGGUAUGCUGCCAUUGACCUUCGCCAAUCCUGCAGACUAUGAUAAGAUCGAUCCUACUGCCAAAGUGGACAUUCUUGGAUUGAAAGAAUUCCAGCCUGGCAAGUCGUUGCUUCUCAAGGUGCAUAACCCCAACGGUUCUGUAGAAGAGAUCCCUGUCAACCAUUCGUUCAACGAAACUCAAAUUGAAUGGUUCAAGGCAGGAUCUGCUCUAAACAUGAUUCGAAAGAAAUUAGCAUCUUCAUAACUUUCAAUUGACAUUCUUAUACAGUAGAUGUAAUGCAAACGUCUGAACUGCACAACAAUCAGCGAGUAAAAACGCUAUAAUGCUUUAUCGGAUACAUAUUCCCUGUUAUCCCCCAUCGUAAAUGAAAAACGCCUUUGCAAGUAUCUUAGUAGCCUGUUG
Messenger RNA from Umbelopsis ramanniana AG, 2726 nucleotides. RefSeq lists its product as uncharacterized. The record is from RefSeq and is a predicted model, not a curated record. Gene Ontology annotation, biological process: tricarboxylic acid cycle. Gene Ontology annotation, cellular component: cytosol; mitochondrion. Gene Ontology annotation, molecular function: 4 iron, 4 sulfur cluster binding; aconitate hydratase activity. Lineage: Eukaryota; Fungi; Mucoromycota; Umbelopsidomycetes; Umbelopsidales; Umbelopsidaceae. The coding region runs from base 204 to 2567 and encodes 787 amino acids. The transcript has 5 exons.